AUGGUGCUCUGGAUCAUUCUCCCCAUGGCCCUCUCGCUGGUGUCAUUCAUAGGAACAUGGAGUGUAUAUGGCCUGGCCUUCUCCAAUGAACAUGUGUGCUCCCUCAGUGACUGGGAGGGUGGCAACUUCUGCACUGGGAAUCAGUCCACUGGAUGUUGCAGGGUUCCUACCAUAAGCUCAAGUGGAACCAACCUACCAGAAAACUCCCUUUUUACAGCCACAAUCAACGCUGCAUCCGUCCUGUUUCUGUUCUUCUGCAUAUUCCACCAUGCACAUGUUAUGGAGAAACACGCAUGUCAUUCUAUGCUGAGCAAGUUUGCGCUGGUCUUUGGCGCGGUGGCGUCCAUUGGGGCCUUCACUGCUGGAAACUGCAACCCUGGUUACCUGUCACUGCUUCACUACUUCGGAGCUGCCACCAGCUUCAUAUGCAUCUGCUUCUACACCAUCCUGCUCACUGUCCUGACCAAGAAGUGUGUGCUGACUGGGUACGAGAAGGUCCUCGUCCCAUUCCGCAUCACCUCCACCGUGAUUCAAGCCAUCGUCACCCUCUGCUAUCUGAUUCUGUUUCCCCAGAAUGAUUACUUUUACGUCCACCUAGCUGCCAUAUUUGAGUGGAUGAUCAGUGCCAACUUGGAGCUGUUUGAGUUCAGCUACGCCGUGGAGUUUUACUUCUUCUCGUCCUUCAUGCUUUCAAACCUGCUGACCAAACGAGAAGAAGAAAAGCCUCUGAUGAUGACGAUGCCCUGA
Messenger RNA from Limanda limanda (common dab), 747 nucleotides. RefSeq lists its product as uncharacterized. Bases 1 to 747 code for a protein of 248 amino acids. Gene Ontology annotation, biological process: protein localization to plasma membrane. The transcript is spliced from 7 exons. Lineage: Eukaryota; Metazoa; Chordata; Actinopteri; Pleuronectiformes; Pleuronectidae. The record is from RefSeq and is a predicted model, not a curated record.